Messenger RNA from Anoplopoma fimbria (sablefish), 1866 nucleotides. RefSeq names its product G protein-coupled receptor 37b (gene gpr37b). The record is from RefSeq and is a predicted model, not a curated record. The transcript is spliced from 2 exons. Gene Ontology annotation, biological process: positive regulation of MAPK cascade; adenylate cyclase-inhibiting G protein-coupled receptor signaling pathway. NCBI's taxonomy places the organism in Eukaryota, Metazoa, Chordata, Actinopteri, Perciformes, Anoplopomatidae. Gene Ontology annotation, cellular component: plasma membrane; signaling receptor complex. Gene Ontology annotation, molecular function: prosaposin receptor activity; G protein-coupled peptide receptor activity. The coding region runs from base 1 to 1866 and encodes 621 amino acids.
AUGCAGAUUCUGCCGCCUAGGACGUUGUUUGUGUUACUAGCCCACGCACACCUACUACUAUCUCUCAGAAACAAUGGAGAAGUCCGAGCUAAAGGUUACAGCAACGCAAGCGUGUACUCUGCCAGGACUUUCCACGGGUCCCCACGGGAGAGUCACCAAAACAAAGCCUGGGACCGGGCGCUCUCGUCCGGGUACGCCACAGGUGCGGAACCGCAGGCGCAGCGGGCGGCUCUGCGAGGGCCCCUGAACUCCACUCACCGUCCCUGGAAGAGGGUGGUUGCAGGAGAAACCAGGCGAAUUGGACACAGCAAACGGGACUACAGUAGGACGGUGACACCCGUGGAGGGGUCCCCACAUUGGGAGCCGACGCGCCACCACAAUAAGAGGAUAAAGUUGAAUGGCGGUCUUAGUAGUACGGGGACGCCAGCAGGUGGACACUACAAUGCGCUUAAGCCUCCUUCAAUGGGCCGAGGAGGAGGAGGGGGUCCCGAGGAGGGCGACCGACACAAGAGAGGCACAAAAGACGAGCAGAAGAAAGCCUCCAAGAGGGGGAGAAACCGGCUGAACAAAAGCUCGGGGGUUUUGGCUCAGCCUCAGCCUCACGCCUCGUCGUGGGAACCCCUCCCCAAGCCGGUGGCCCUCACCUCCACCGACCUGCCCUUUGACCUUUUCACCAGGAGGUCCGAGUUCUUCACUUUCAGGGAGGAGAACCCCUGGGACGCCACGCCGAUCACCCCUCCCAGCUCGCAGGAUUUCGGGGACGAGAUCAAGAACCCCUUUUACCCGGUGACAAGCGAGACCUACGGCGCUUACGCGAUCACUUGCGUCUCAGGGGUCAUUUUUCUGGUGGGCAUAGCCGGCAACAUUGCCAUCCUGUGCAUCGUGUGCCAGAACUAUUACAUGAAGAGCAUCUCCAACUCGCUGCUGGCCAACUUGGCUGUCUGGGAUUUUGUGCUCAUCUUAUUCUGCCUGCCCAUGGUGGUCUUUCAUGAGCUGACAAAGUCCUGGCUGCUGGGGGAAUUCACCUGCAAAGUGGUGCCCUAUGUGGAGGUGGCCUCCCUUGGCGUUACCACCUUCACUCUGUGCGCUCUGUGCAUCGACCGCUUCCGUGCGGCCACCAAUGUCCAGAUGUACUACGAGAUGAUCGAGAACUGCACCUCCACUACCGCCAAGCUAGCCGUCAUCUGGAUCGGUGCUCUCCUAUUGGCCCUCCCCGAGCUCCUCAUCAGACAGCUGGUGGUGGAGGACACAGGGAUCCCAGACGAGCCUCCUGUUGAACGCUGUAUUAUCAGGAUAUCCACCUCACUUCCUGACAUGCUCUACGUGCUGGGCUUGACCUACGAGGGCGCCCGGCUGUGGUGGUGCUUCGGCUGCUACUUUUGCCUCCCAACCCUCUUCACCAUUGGGUGCUCUUUGGUGACGGCACGCAAGAUCCGGCGCGCAGAGCAAGCCAGCGUGCGCAGCAACAAGAAGCAGAUCCGUCUGGAGAGCCAGAUGAACUGCACCGUUGUGGCGCUGGCGAUCGUCUACGGAGCGUGCGUGGUGCCAGAGAACAUCUGCAACAUCGUUUCGGCGUACAUGGCGGCAGGUGUUCCAGAGCACACCAUGUCUGUCCUCCAUCUUCUCUCCCAGCUACUGCUCUUCUGUCGGGCCGCCGUGACGCCGGCGCUGCUGCUGCUCCUGUGCCGCCCGCUGGGCAGGGCCUUCCUGGACUGCUGCUGCUGCUGCUGCUGUAACCACGCGCCCUCCUCGGCCACCGGCAGCGACGAUAACGAACACGAGUGUACCACCGAGCUGGAGCUGUCGCCGUUCAGCACCAUCCGCAGGGAGCUCAGCAACUACACUCCUGCUGGCUCCAACUGCUAA